AUGCAGGAUCCCUUUGAUAUUCUUCACAGGUAUUAUCAGCCUGGAGACAUCAUCUUUGGAAGCAUUGGUUCUCAGAGCAUAAUCCUUUCCAGUCCAAAGGCUUUUGAUGAACAACCUCCCCAGAAACUAUCUGAAGAAGCAAUUGCAGUGACUAAGAACUACCAGCACAUCCUGGCCUUGGUGUUUGCUAUAAACGAGAUCAAUGAAAACCCUAAGAUCCUACCAAAUGUCACCCUGGGAUUUCAUAUGUAUGACAUCUAUUCCAAUGCUGCAUUCACCUAUCAUGCUACAAUGAAACUUCUUUCAACAAGAGACAGAUUUAUCCCCAACUAUAAAUGUGACUUCCAAGAUCAUCUUCUUUCAGUCAUUGGGGCACUUCACUCAGAAAUGUCUCACCACAUAGCUAAUGUUUUGAGUAUCUACAAGAUUCCACAGAGUGGCAUAUGUUUAGCCUUUGUCGAAACGUGUCCCCAAAAUUUCAGCUUUGAUGAUGAGAAUGGAGACAUAAUAAAAAAAGCAGCUGAAAUGUUUGACAGAGUUAUGAGCAGCACAGCCAAUGCAUUUGUCUGCUAUGGAGAAGCAGAUUCCAUAAUAUUUUUGAGAUGGGUGCUAUAUCUACCAGAAGUGGAAGUUACAACACAAAUGCCAAGAGGUAUAGUCUGGAUCCUGACAGCACAGAUAGAGUUCAAAUCAUUUUCCUACCAACGUGAUUGGGAUAUCCAAGCCUUCCAUGGUGCUAUAUCUUUUUCAAUUCACUCCAAUGAGGUACAGGGAUUCAGAAAAUUUCUUCAGGGCAGAAACCCUCCCAGCACAGCAGAUGAUGGUUUUAUCAGAGAUUUCUGGGAACAGGCAUUUGGCUGUGUAUUCCCAAGCUCUGCUUUGGAUGAUGUGGUGGGUGAUAUCUGUACUGGAGACGAGAGUCUGGAGAACCUUCCUGGGCCUUUUUUUGAAAUGAGCAUGACUGGUCACAGCUACUGUAUCUACAAUGCUGUCUAUGCAGUGGCCCAUGCGCUGCAUAUGCUUUCAUCCACAUCCAAACACAGAACAAUGGCAGAGGGAGAAAGAAAGAAACUUCAAAAGAAUCAACCAUGGCAGGUCCACCACUUUCUCAAACAAGUCUCAUUUAACAACAGUGCUGGGGAUGUGGUUUCCUUUGACCAAAAUCGGGUAUUAGUGUCAGGAUUUGAUAUUGUAAACUGGGUCACAUUCCCAAACAAAUCUUUUGUUAGAGUGAAAGUUGGAAAGAUUCAUUUCAAAGCUCCAAGUGAAGACCAAGCAAUCACCAUUAAAGAAGAUGCCAUUGUGUGGCACAGAUGUUUUAAUGAGACAUAUCCUAUUUCUGUAUGCACUGAUUCCUGCUUUCCCGGUUAUAGCAAGAAAAAGAAGGAAGGGGAGCCAUUCUGCUGCUAUGAUUGCUUUCCAUGUCCAGAAGGGAGGAUAUCUGAUAAGAAUGACAUGGCUGAAUGUUUUCAAUGCCAAGAAGAUCAUUAUCCAAGCAAGGAUAAAAAGACAUGCAUUCCUAAGCUUGUAACCUUUUUGUCAUAUGAAGAACCUUUGGGGAUCAGUUUAGCUACUGGUGCUCUUUCAUGUUCUUUGAUCAUAGCUCUGGUGCUAGGCAUUUUUGCAAAGCACUAUGACACUCCCAUUGUCAAAGCCAACAACCGUUCUCUCACCUACAUUCUCCUCAUCUCUCUUUUGCUCUGUUUCCUGUCUGCAUUGCUAUUCAUUGGACGACCUGAGAAGAUAAUGUGUCUCCUCCGACAAACUGCUUUUGCCAUCAUCUUCUCAGUGGCUGUAUCUUGCAUGCUGGCAAAAACCAUGACUGUGGUUCUGGCUUUCAUGGCCACCAAGCCAGGAUCCAGGAUGAGGAAGUGGGUGGGCAGAAAACUGUCCACCUCUGUUGUAAUUUCUUGCUCCUUUAUCCAAACAAUGAUUUGUAUUACAUGGUUGGCAAUCUCUCCCCCAUUCCCAAAUGUUGACAAACAUUCAACGACUAAUGAAAUUGUAUUGGAAUGUAAUGAGGGUUCAAGUACCAUGUUUUUCUGUGCUUUGGGCUACCUGGGUUUCCUGGCACUUGCCAGCUUCACUGUGGCUUUCCAUGCCAGGAAGCUACCAGAUAGUUUCAAUGAAGCCAAGUUCAUCACUUUCAGCAUGUUAGGGUUUUGCAGUGUUUGGUUCUCCUUUGUUCCAACUUACCUGAGUUCCAAGGGAAAAUAUACGGUAGCUGUGCAGAUCUUCUCAAUCUUAGCCUCCAGUAGCGGGGUAAUGGGCUGCAUCUUUUCCCCAAAAUGUUACAUCAUUGUAAUAAGGCCUCAUUUGAACAAAAGGGAACUACUAAUCAGCAAAAAUUUCAAAUAA
Molecule: messenger RNA, 2358 nt
Organism: Podarcis muralis (Common wall lizard)
Lineage: Eukaryota; Metazoa; Chordata; Lepidosauria; Squamata; Lacertidae
Source: RefSeq, a predicted model, not a curated record